This is a messenger RNA of Betta splendens (Siamese fighting fish), 2025 nucleotides long. RefSeq names its product arrestin domain-containing protein 3-like. The record is from RefSeq and is a predicted model, not a curated record. Gene Ontology annotation, biological process: protein transport. Gene Ontology annotation, cellular component: plasma membrane; cytoplasm. Bases 329 to 1510 code for a protein of 393 amino acids. NCBI's taxonomy places the organism in Eukaryota, Metazoa, Chordata, Actinopteri, Anabantiformes, Osphronemidae. The transcript is spliced from 13 exons.
ACUCUUUUGUCUGUAUCUGUCAUGAAACCGGUGGGAGAGGUGCGUGCUGUUUUACGUACCACAAUGGAUUGGAUGCCCAAUAGUUUUAUAUUACAGUACAGGAGAGAGGGCGGAUUUCUACCCUGAAUAAACUGGACGACCGUAAAUCCCGGCUACAGCAGUGUUGUUCCACCAGGACGCCACGUGUACCCCUUCAUCUUCCAGAUCCUCUUUGACUCCUCCCAGCAAACGUCAGUCCUGUGAUGGGAGGAGCCAACCCACCACGCUGCAAGCAAUUCCCUAACUUCACCACUUACUCGAUGUGGUCAUUUUAUCUUCACGGAGCAUUAUGGAUAACAUAAAGAGCCUAGAAGUGACCUACAACCCCAUUAAUGAGAGAAACACCUUCACCAACGGCGACUUGAUUUCAGGUCAGGUAACUGUGAAGGUGAGGAAGGAAACUCAAAUCAAAUCACUGUUCAUCAAGUUCUGCGCUAAAGCCAAGGUCCUGUGGAGCGAGAGGCAUGGGAACCACACAGUGGUUUACCACGCCAAGGAGAGGUACUUCAACAGCAAACAUUAUUUUAUUCAGGACAAGAACGUCAGAGUUGACAACCAGACACUACUGAGAAACCAGUACAGAGAAAUAUACAGCAGUGUUGUUGCACCAGGAUGCCACGUGUACCCCUUCAUCUUCCAGAUCCCUUUUGGAAACUUUCCGUCUUCCUUUCGAGGCCCAUAUGGUAAAAUUAUUUACCAGCUAAAAGCCAAGCUGAGCAGAUCGAUGAGGAUCGCCAAGAAAAAUUUGGCUGAUAUCUACUUUGUGUCGAGACCAAACCCAAACUCUGUUCGCUUGAUGAUGAUUCCACAACAUGGAACUAAGACUAAGAAAAUGAAGGUUUUCAACUCAGGAUCAGUAUCAAUGGACGUGAAAAUUGAAAAAAGUGGUUUUGUCCAAGGAAAAAGAAUGAAGGUCAUGGCCAUUGUUCAGAACAACUCGUCUCGUGAGAUCAAGCCCAAGUACUGUGUGUGUGUAAUCCAAAACUUCUUUGCAAAUGGGAGGAGAAAAUUCUUUAUCCAAAAGAUCUUGAAGGAGGUGGGAGAGCCCAUCCCUCCAUCCUCAAGAGAAACAGUCACGAGAGUCAUCACCAUCCCCAGAGACAUGGAGCCCUCCAUUCUCAACUGCAACAUCAUCAAAGUGGAGUACAGACUCAGGGUUUACCUCAAUGUCAAAUAUGCCUCAGACCCAGAGAUCAACUUCCCCAUAAUCAUCCUUCCAGCCUCCCAGGCUCCUUCUACAGCAUCAGCACCACGUGGGCCAACAGACUUUGGAUUUGAACCAUUUGGGAACCCAAACCCACCAGUUCGGGGCAUGAAACCACCAGCGCCAGCUGCCAGGCACUCAAAACCACCAGCAGCAUCAUCAGGCCCACCUGUACCCGCAGUCCGGCAACCAUUUGGGGCCCAACCUCCUCAUGGAGCACAUGCCAUGUGCUCAUCAGUGACAGAUUGUGAGACCACUUUGUUGUAAUAAUAGAAUAAAUGAAAUCAAGGUUAACCUGAUGAAGGGAUGAGGGCUUCUUUACGUUUUAAUCAGUGGACCUGUACCAUUCACAUUUUAAGUUGGUCAUUGUGACCUUUUAAUGUUAUUAUUAUGCUGUUAUUUUAACAUAUUGAAGCACUUAUUAGUGAUGAUGACCCUGUCUUGGUAAAGACAGUCUCUGCUUACAAUGUAAAUGAAGUUCUUCAUUGUCCCUUAAACGAAAGUAGCUCUCAUGUAUUAUUUAUCACUCUGUCUCAUAUGCUGAGUUUCAAAGAGUUUCACUUUUCAAUUAUUUAAGGGAACGUGGUGUUUUGUAGAUGUAAAGCACAAACUCUUGUUACACCAGUUUAUUGUACAGCAUGUAGCUUGAAAGAGAUUUUCUUCUGUGCUGGACCUGAAGCUUUGAAACAUCUUUGAACCAACUCCAGCCCCAGACUUGAUCUGAUGAGGAGGUGUGCUUGACUCCAUCUGCUACAGUAUUUAAAACUUCAUGAUCUAAACUG